Peromyscus maniculatus bairdii (prairie deer mouse) is the source of this 252-nucleotide messenger RNA. Its product is annotated as guanine nucleotide-binding protein G(I)/G(S)/G(O) subunit gamma-5. Gene Ontology annotation, biological process: G protein-coupled receptor signaling pathway. NCBI's taxonomy places the organism in Eukaryota, Metazoa, Chordata, Mammalia, Rodentia, Cricetidae. The record is from RefSeq and is a predicted model, not a curated record. Gene Ontology annotation, molecular function: G-protein beta-subunit binding. Gene Ontology annotation, cellular component: heterotrimeric G-protein complex.
AUGGGGCAGGUUCAGCUUCUCAUCUGCUCUUUAAAAGUUUCAUAUUUUUCGGGUUCUUCCAGCGUCGCCGCCAUGAAGAAGGUGGUUCAGCAGCUCCGGCUGGAGGCUGGGCUCAACCGCGUGAAGGUUUCCCAGGCAGCUGCAGACUUGAAACAGUUUUGUCUGCAGAAUGCUCAACAUGACCCUCUGAUAACUGGAGUGUCUUCAAGUACAAAUCCCUUCAGACCCCAGAAAGUCUGCUCCUUUUUGUAG